GCCCCUUUCGGUUUAGUUAUGAAACUAAAAUGGUUGAGAAAAUACGUGUCAAGUUCGUUCUGCUGAAAAAAUUGAAAAAUUCACAGAAAAUUGAGUGAAAACCCAGUGAAAAUCAAAGUGAACAGGAGAAUAAAACACCCUACAACAUGGAUGUACAAUCGGAUGAGCUCUGCAACGACCUUCUGCCCAACUUCGAUUUGGACGUGGACUUGCCCAUGAUUCUGGAUGAAGUGGAGUCCACGUUGAUGAAAACGGAGCCUCUAGAUUUUCCACUUCUCAAUGAGACACAAAUCAAUGGCAAUGACACAUUUCAGUGGUCCGCCGAGACUGAGCAUACCUUUCCGGACAUUGAUGAUUUUGAUAAAGAACUGAAGAAUAUUAAUCCCUAUGAUUUCCUGAAUGAUGUCAUUGUUGAUCAGGACAUUAAAGUGGAGACAGAGACAAUACCCCGGAAUACCCCUUCUCCCUCCAGCAGCUCCGGAUUUUCUGAUGUCAGUGACAGUGUCACGAGUUCAGUAACGAGUUCUUCUGGACAAAAAGUUCCAGAUACUCCUCCAUAUUCGCCUCCCUCGGAUUCUGUUGAAUCUCCCAUGUCCUCUCCUAAGCCCAUUUAUUUAUCACCAGUGCAAGAUAUUAAAAUAGUCCAGGGAACACUGAUUCCCAUCACAGCAGUUCCAGUCUCAUUCACACAGAAAACUCCUACUAAUCAACCUCUGAGAACCAUUAAGAUCCAGCCGAAGCCUGUGACACUGGCUGGAGGUGUCCUGAAGGCAACUAAUGCUUCUACCAAGAAGACAAUUGUCCUGUCACAGCAAGAAUUUGGGGCUCUGAUGCAAAAAGCCAAGACAACAACGGCUUCAGCUCUACCCCAAAAGCCAAUAAUUGUCCCCAAGACGUCAACAGUGAAGAUACAACAGCCAAAUGUGCUGCCGCAGAUAAAGACAGAACCAGUUUCGGUGGAUUAUGGAACCGGAACGGGGAUCUUCUCACAGGGAAUGGAUGAGAAGACGCUGAAGAAGCAACAGCGAAUGAUUAAGAAUCGAGAAUCAGCGUGUUUGUCGCGCAAGAAGAAGAAGGAAUAUGUGACAUCGCUGGAGACGCGAGUGAAUGAGUUGACAAAUGAAAAUGAAAGGCUAAAGCAUGAAAAUCAUGAAUUGAGGAAACGAUUGAGCGCCAAUGAGUGCAUAAAAUGCGCAAGCAAUAAAUUCUUAAAAACAAAUUUCACAACACUGCCCAGGAAGAAUACGGCGAUUCUUCUAGCGUGUCUUUUUGUCGUGUCCUUCAAUAUUUUCCCUCUGACGAAUUACUUAACGUGGAAUGGGGCUUCAAGGGGAGGAAGUAUUCCAGCACCGGAAGCUUCAAUGGGCAGAAGAUUGCUGUGGAUGGACGAUGUGGAUGGUCAAGAUGCUCAAUUGGAUCCAAAUACAUCACCAUCUCAGCCAAAUCUCUAUCCCAUUUGUCCAACCAGUCAGUAUGUUAAUCAGACGGAGAGUAUUCGGAUUGCCAGUGAGCUCAGGAGGUGGAUUGGAGAGGAACCAGACAAAGGUGGAGAAGGUGAUAAAACAAUGCAGCCAACCAUUGAGAUUGAGAAAAAACCAGAAGAUUCUUCUCUGGUCUAUGUGCCCAAGAAGAGCAGGAUGGUGGUGAAGAAGAACACAAGGAGCAAGAGGAGAGUGAGGGUGGCCGGAAAGGAAGAUACAGCCCUCGAAGGAGGGAAUCAGGUGCAAGUGUUCAAACCCAAAGAGAAUUCAGUUAAAUAUGCGGAACUCUUUGAGGAGAUUCGCCGAAGAGAUGACACAUUCUACGUUGUAUCUUUCCAUGCUGACCACCUGAUGCUUCCUGCCUUGGCUCACAAUAAAACCAGAAGGCCCAGGAUGUCCCUUCUUCUGCCGGCUGUUGGAAUAAAUGAUUCCAUCACGACAGAUGCAAUGACAAUGAUGCAAAUUGAUUGUGAAGUAGUUGACACAUCAGUGAUAAGAGUGAGGCAUAAAUUAAUUCCUGAACACUUACGGACACCGAGCACGCGAUAUCAGGGCAAUUCAUCGAACAGUGGCAAGAAUCAGGCGAAUCCGUGUGCGACAAAAGGUGAUCUGCAACAGAGAAAUAUUGGAGAUGGGGAGCAACCGCUGGCGCUGAGAAAGCCAUUCUUCAUUGAUGAUCAAGUGAUUGAGAAGACGACACAAUCCAGUCGAGAAUUGGAGUUCACAUAAGACUUUGUUUUUUGUCUAGGUGAAUUAUUAUGCGAGAUAUACAGGUUGAAAAAAAAUUGGUGGUGGUUUGCUAAGGAAAAAAAAUGUCAACAAAAGACGUUGAAUUCAGUGAAUUUGAUUUUUCGGCAUUUAUAAAAAAAAAGAUUAUAAUUUCAUCACAUUUGACAUUUUGAAGAAUUUGCUUUUACACUGUGUGUAUUAUCAACGUCAUUGGGAAGUGCAAGAAAAAUGAAAAAAUAGAAGAUAAAAUGCAAACUGUUUUUUUGUUUGGAUAACUUAUUCAAUUGUAAGAGUUAAUUUCGUCGAACACUGCAAUGUGAAUUAUUCACGAUCUCUGGAGGAUUUUGCUUAUCUUUAAUUUAAAACUGUUUGGUAGUUUAAUUUCUUAAAGCAGAAAAUUGACUUAAGAAAUAUUUGCACAAUAUUAAUAUAUUGAAAUAAAAUAUUGAUCUUUUGAUUGAAAA
Phlebotomus papatasi is the source of this 2674-nucleotide messenger RNA. It is a transcript of the gene Atf6, whose product is annotated as cyclic AMP-dependent transcription factor ATF-6 alpha. Gene Ontology annotation, cellular component: nucleus. NCBI's taxonomy places the organism in Eukaryota, Metazoa, Arthropoda, Insecta, Diptera, Psychodidae. The record is from RefSeq and is a predicted model, not a curated record. The transcript is spliced from 5 exons. Gene Ontology annotation, molecular function: RNA polymerase II cis-regulatory region sequence-specific DNA binding; DNA-binding transcription factor activity, RNA polymerase II-specific. Bases 147 to 2210 code for a protein of 687 amino acids. Gene Ontology annotation, biological process: regulation of transcription by RNA polymerase II; endoplasmic reticulum unfolded protein response.